CCAAAAACGGAAGUGGGUGUGCCAGGACGGACGUCGAGCAGGACUGCUUUGGCUAGAUCCUGGGGAGUGGGAGCCACAGGGUUCUGAGCGAUGAUCCCUCCGCAGGAGACGUCCGCCCGGCGACGGGAGAUCGAGGACAAGCUAAAGCAGGAAGAGGAGACGUUGUCCUUCAUCAGAGACAGCCUGGAGAAGAGCGACCAGCUCACCAAGAACAUGGUAUCCAUCCUGUCGUCUUUUGAGAGCCGCCUCAUGAAGCUGGAGAACUCCAUCAUCCCUGUGCACAAGCAGACGGAGAACCUCCAGCGGCUGCAGGAGAAUGUCGAGAAGACCUUGUCCUGCCUGGACCAUGUCAUCAGUUACUACCAUGUGGCCAGUGACACUGAGAGGAUCAUCAGGGAGGGUCCCACGGGGAGGCUGGAGGAGUACCUGGGAAGCAUGGCCAAGAUUCAGAAGGCUGUGGAGUAUUUCCAGGACAACAGCCCAGACAGCCCAGAGCUCAACAAAGUGAAGCUGCUGUUUGAACGGGGGAAAGAGUCACUGGAGUCAGAGUUCCGCAGUCUGAUGACUCGGCACAGCAAGGUGGUCUCCCCGGUACUCAUCCUGGAUCUGAUCAGUGGCGAGGAUGAGCUGGAGUUCCAAGAGGAAGCGCCCUUGGAGCACCUGCCUGAGAGCGUGUUGCAGGAUGUGAUCCGCAUCUCCCGCUGGCUGGUGGAAUACGGCCGCAACCAAGAUUUCAUGAACGUCUACUACCAGAUUCGCUCCAGCCAGCUGGACCGCUCCAUCAAGGGCCUGAAGGAGCACUUCCGGAAGAGCAGUUCAUCCUCUGGGGUUCCCUACUCCCCCGCUGUCCCCAACAAGAGGAAGGACACACCCACCAAGAAGCCAGUCAAGCGGCCAGGGACGAUCCGUAAAGCUCAGAAUCUUCUGAAACAGUAUUCCCAGCAUGGUCUAGAUGGGAAAAAGGGGGGCUCUAACCUCAUUCCUCUGGAAGGUCACGAGCAUGAUUUCCGCGUUAAGCACCUGUCCGAGGCCCUGAACGACAAGCACGGGCCACUGGCCGGGAGAGAUGACAUGCUGGAUGUGGAGACCGAUGCUUACAUCCACUGCGUCAGCGCCUUCGUCCGCCUGGCCCAGAGCGAGUACCAGCUGCUGACUGACAUCAUCCCUGAGCACCACCAGAAGAAAACCUUUGACUCUCUGAUCCAGGAUGCAUUAGACGGCCUGAUGCUCGAGGGGGAAAACAUCGUAUCUGCAGCCCGGAAGGCCAUCAUCCGGCACGAUUACUCCGCAGUGCUUACAGUCUUCCCCAUCCUGCGGCACCUCAAGCAGACCAAGCCUGAGUUUGACCAGGUGCUCCAGGGCACAGCCGCCAGCACCAAGAACAAGCUGCCCAGCCUCAUCACUUCCAUGGAGACCACUGGCGCCAAAGCCCUGGAGGACUUCGCAGACAAUAUCAAGAAUGACCCGGACAAGGAGUACAAUAUGCCCAAGGACGGCACCGUGCAUGAACUCACCAGUAACGCCAUUCUCUUUCUGCAACAGCUUCUGGACUUCCAGGAGACAGCAGGCGCCAUGCUAGCUUCCCAAGAGACCAGCUCUUCAGCCACCAGCUACAGCUCCGAGUUCAGCAAGCGGCUCUUGAGUGCCUACAUCUGUAAAGUUCUGGGCAACUUACAGUUAAACUUGCUGAGCAAGUCCAAGGUGUACGAAGACCCGGCUCUGAGCGCCGUCUUCCUACACAACAACUACAACUACAUCCUCAAGUCCCUGGAGAAGUCUGAGCUGAUCCAGUUGGUGGCUGUGACCCAGAAGACUGCAGAGAGAUCCUACCGAGAGCACAUUGAGCAGCAGGUACAGACCUACCAGCGCAGCUGGCUCAAGGUGACUGACUACAUCACCGAGAGGAACCUCCCUGUCUUCCAACCUGGAGUCAAGCUCCGGGACAAGGAGCGGCAGAUGAUCAAGGAGCGGUUUAAGGGCUUCAACGAUGGCCUUGAGGAACUGUGUAAAAUCCAGAAGGCCUGGGCAAUUCCAGACACAGAGCAGAGGGACAAGAUUCGCCAGGCUCAGAAAACCAUCGUCAAGGAGACUUACGGGGCCUUCCUGCACAGGUAUGGCAGUGUGCCCUUCACCAAGAACCCCGAGAAGUACAUCAAGUAUGGCGUGGACCAGGUGGGCGACAUGAUCGAGCGCCUUUUUGACACCUCUGCCUGA
Chrysochloris asiatica (Cape golden mole) is the source of this 2214-nucleotide messenger RNA. RefSeq names its product exocyst complex component 7 (gene EXOC7). Gene Ontology annotation, cellular component: exocyst. Gene Ontology annotation, biological process: exocytosis. Bases 91 to 2214 code for a protein of 707 amino acids. The transcript is spliced from 20 exons. Gene Ontology annotation, molecular function: phosphatidylinositol-4,5-bisphosphate binding. The record is from RefSeq and is a predicted model, not a curated record. NCBI's taxonomy places the organism in Eukaryota, Metazoa, Chordata, Mammalia, Afrosoricida, Chrysochloridae.